CUCUUGAUACAACCCUGCUCGACCAUCUUCAGCACAAUGUCAAGCGCAGUAACUUCAGUUAGCGGGUACGGCUCCCCAGCUUCUCCAAUCUCACCAGUACCCCAUGUCUCCGCAGUGCCGCGAGUCUCGCCUGCGCCGUCUGCCUACGUUCACCACAGCAUUUCGAAGGCUAACCGCCCAAAGCUUAAGCCGAUAAAUGUAUUUUCCAAUGACGGCACCUUUCUCGAAUGCUUUCAGCACAUGGGGCGGGACGAGGGACAGAAGAAAAGACAAGAAGAGAUAUUCGCAAGGAAACGGGAAUUCGAUAACAGAUUUAGAACGCGGGGCAAGCGUUCCCUCCCUCCUGUUGAGAACUCAAAUGAUGCCGCAGACACUCCCAGCAAGAAGCGGCGCACAGAUAACCAUUCACCGAAGCGAGCUCAGUAGUUACGCAGGCUAUGACCUUAGGGAUAUCGUCGCGGGCGUUCGACUGUGUGUGGAAUGAGUCGAGGUGGUUAUAAUAAUGGACAUAUACUAUAGCGUACGUGGAGAUUCUGAUCGGCUGGUUGGUGUCUACAUAUGUACCGACUGUGACGGUAGUGCGAUUCUAGCAUCACGUCUUUACUCUUGUGACCUGUUACAUUAUCGUUGACCAAUGUAUCCAGAUGCUCGAGC
Molecule: messenger RNA, 654 nt
Organism: Phanerochaete carnosa HHB-10118-sp
Lineage: Eukaryota; Fungi; Basidiomycota; Agaricomycetes; Polyporales; Phanerochaetaceae
Exons: 5
Coding region: 37-426 (129 amino acids)
Source: RefSeq, a predicted model, not a curated record